Messenger RNA from Macrosteles quadrilineatus (aster leafhopper), 949 nucleotides. RefSeq names its product E3 ubiquitin-protein ligase RNF181-like. The transcript is spliced from 4 exons. Gene Ontology annotation, molecular function: ubiquitin protein ligase activity. The record is from RefSeq and is a predicted model, not a curated record. Gene Ontology annotation, biological process: protein ubiquitination. Gene Ontology annotation, cellular component: cytoplasm. The coding region runs from base 193 to 621 and encodes 142 amino acids. Lineage: Eukaryota; Metazoa; Arthropoda; Insecta; Hemiptera; Cicadellidae.
GUUGUAAAGGUAAACAAGGAAUAAGAUGAAAUAAAUGAAUCAUUGUAAAAUGUAAACCUACUUGUCAUCUUGGAUAAUGAGUCUAUGAACUGCAAAGUAUUUACCAUUUAAAACGGAAUUAGGAUAACAUUGGUCACUUUGGACCACGGUUACUUAAAAUUUGUUGUGGUGGUUAGUGUUUACUCAGGUAUCAUGGCCGGCUAUUUCGAGGAGAUGGGUUGGGAACCGCUCGGAGACGGGGAAACUCCAAACAACCUUCUCCAUCUUGUCAGAUUCUUGCUAGAGUUUCAAUACAUGGAACCCGAAGCUCAGUUAGCCCCAGCUGCAUCUAAAGCCUCAAUUGAUGCGUUGCCGAACAUUACUGUCUCAAAGGAAGAAGGUGAAUGCACAAUAUGCCUUAAGCCUUGGGAAACUGGUGACUCUGCAAGACAAAUGCCAUGCAAACAUACAUUUCACCCUCAGUGUAUCCUGCCAUGGUUGGAAAAGACAAAUUCUUGCCCGCUCUGCCGCCAUGAACUUCCGACAGAUGACCCAGAAUAUGAAGAAUCAAGAAAGCGCAAGCUGCGAGCAAUCCAGAGGGUAAAAGACAUUGAAGCUCUUCAUGAUUCUAUGUUUUCGUAGCUUAUGAAAUGUAAUGAUUUACUGAUAAGUAUUGGGAUCAAGUGUAUACCAUUAUUGUUGAGUGUGUGAGGGUAUAUUAAUUUAUUGAUGUUACUAUUUUUUAUGGCUAUACACAUGUUUGUUUUACAUAAUAUAUUGUAAAUUGUUAUAUACCUAUUGACGGCAUAUUUAUUUCCUAUGAUCUUUACGUUUGUUAUGUUUUUUUAAACAUGAUUGCAGCAUGAUAGCCUAAUAAUUCAAAAACAUAGAAUAACUGAUUAUAAAAAUAUCUCUUAGCCAGAUAUAUAAUAAUAAAUAAGAAGGUCAAAUUCAUUGUGAAUCUUAUACU